This is a messenger RNA of Schistosoma mattheei, 1679 nucleotides long. The record is from the annotation of a GenBank genome assembly. Lineage: Eukaryota; Metazoa; Platyhelminthes; Trematoda; Strigeidida; Schistosomatidae.
UAUAUGUAAACCCAUCAAAAUUGUUCUCAUGUUUUCGUCUCCGUUUCGUACGACAUCUGUCUUAUAUUAAAUCGGCGACAAUCGAUAACGAGGUACAUAUUUUAACGUUGAAUAAUCCUACGAGUGCUAAUUCACUUUCUUUGCCGUUGAUGAAAGAACUUCUCAUGGUUUUGGAUUCGAUCAAGUUGUCGCAGAAUAUUAAAGCUUUAGUGAUCACUGGUGAAGGAGGAUUUUUUUCUUCUGGACAUAAUCUUCACGAGGUUAUCAAAUUUUCUGAUACAAACUCUAAAAAAGUCUUUUCAACAGCAUCAGAGAUUAUGGAGAAAUUAAAUGAAUUUCCUAUACCAUCGAUAGCAUCUGUAAAUGGUCCUGCUGUCGCUGGAGGUUGUCAAUUAGUUGCAGCUUGUGACUUGGCAAUAUCAGCCAAAUCUGCGAUAUUUUCAGCCAGUAGUAUUAAACUAGGAUUAUUCUGUAGUACACCUGGUGUAUCAUUAGUUCGAGCGAUCGGGUUACGAGCUGCUAAUGAACUACUUUUAACAGGCAAAGCUAUCAGUGCUGAUAGAGCCUACGAAUUGGGUCUUGUUCAUCGUGUAGUUGAAGAUGACAAACUAUAUGAAGCGUCUAUUGAAUUCGCCAAAGAAAUUACUCAACAUAAUAAAGAUGUUGUACAGUUAGGUCGAGAAACUCUUCACAAACAAGCUUCUAUGCCAUUAAUGGAUGCUUAUGCAAUAGCUUCAGAUGCAAUGGUAAGAAAUUUACAAUUCAGUGAUACCAAACAACCUACUCUAUGUAAUGGCAAUGUUAUCGAGUUCAACAUCAAUUUUCAAGUAUUACAGUUUUUAAAGCUAGAUAUUGUUUACUUAUCAGACUCAAAACGAUUUAGAAUUUCCAUCACUUUCAAAAUGGAAGAAAAUUCACAAGUUAUUGAUAAUUCACUAAUUAGUCGAGCAACUAAAGCUGUUCGUGAUUAUUUGGAAUAUGAUUUUGAAUGUCUUGUUUCUGAUAUCAAUAUAUUAACACGUAUGAAUCAAGCUUCAAGUGAACGUUACAUGGAAUUAACUACAAAUACAAAUGAUAUGACAAGAAAAUUAAUUGAUGUGAACAACCGUUUUGCUUCACUAAGUGAUGCCCUGAAAAAAAUUGAUCAGUUCGAUAAGGAUAUAGAACAGUUGGAGAAAAAAGCGUUUGAAAUUGAAACUUUAACCAAACAACUAGAAAAUCGUUACAAUAAAUUGGAAACUGAACACAAUCAUUGAAUGACUGUUGGAGAGGAUCUACAGCUAUUCACUUUGUACACAUACUUGAUUAUAUACAUGUAUGUAUAUUUUUACAACCCAUAAAACAAUACCAAUUUUCACUUCCCAUUCUUUUAUUAUCUAAGAUUAUCCAUUCCUCUUCAGUGUUCCACAAAAGUACAUUUUCGAGCAUUUUCCCAUUCUAUUAGUGAAUGAGUGCUCCAUACGACAGUACGCCACUGUAGUGGAUCUCAACUUUUCAGAUGAAAAAAAGAAAUGAAAGAAAAGUUAGAGCUUUUGAUGAAAUAUUCAGUGAAAAUUAUGAUUUUAUAUAUAGCAAUUACAUAAUAAAUGAACAGAAAAUUACCCAAAAAUCCUUGAUACAGUCCAAAUAUUGACCAUUGAAAAAUAGAUUCGCUACAAAUUCUAAAUGACAGAUCCCGU